Messenger RNA from Amblyraja radiata (thorny skate), 1516 nucleotides. RefSeq names its product cyclin-dependent kinase-like 4. Gene Ontology annotation, biological process: protein phosphorylation. The coding region runs from base 252 to 1280 and encodes 342 amino acids. Gene Ontology annotation, molecular function: protein serine/threonine kinase activity; ATP binding. The transcript has 10 exons. Gene Ontology annotation, cellular component: nucleus. The record is from RefSeq and is a predicted model, not a curated record. Lineage: Eukaryota; Metazoa; Chordata; Chondrichthyes; Rajiformes; Rajidae.
GCACAGCCGUGUAUCCUUCCGCAGGCGCGGGCGCUCGCGGUGUGAAAGGGCGGACGUGAUGAGGCUGCGGACUACGUGAAGGGGCGGGGAGGAAGCGGCUGGCGAGUGGGCGAAGGUAACUAACUACAAAUAAUCCAUCAUCAUAAAUAUUGGAUUUGUUUUGCGCUUUGCAAGAGAUGGGACAGUUUAAUCUGAAUUGGACUUAAAGUCACAAUAAUCAAACAAUUCACUCAAAUAUUUGUUGGGAAUAAAUGGAAAAGUAUGAAAAGCUUGCAAAAAUUGGUGAAGGAUCUUACGGAGUAUUGUUCAAAAGCAGAAACAAGGAUACAGGACAAGUUGUCGCCAUCAAGAUAUUUGUGGAGUCAGAAGAUGAUCCCUUGAUAAAGAAGAUAGCUAUGAGAGAAAUCCGCAUGUUAAAGCAAUUAAAACAUGAUAACUUAGUGAAUCUUCUUGAAGUGUUCAGGAGAAAACGUAAAUUGCAUCUGGUGCUUGAGUACUAUGAUCACACUGUGUUAAAUGAGCUGGAGAGGUAUCCCAGAGGGUUACCAGAAGCAAUGGUUAAAAACAUCAUGUGGCAAAUGCUUCAAGCUAUUAGCUUUUGCCAUAAACACAACUGUAUUCAUCGAGAUGUCAAGCCAGCAAACAUUCUGAUUACUAAACAAGGGAUUAUCAAGCUGUGUGACUUUGGAUUUACCAGGAUGCUAAAUCGCUGGGAUGAUUACGCUGACCAUGUAGCGACCCGGUGGUAUCGAGCACCUGAACUACUUGUGGGAGAAAGUCAGUAUGGGGCAGCAGUGGACAUCUGGGCUCUUGGUGCUGUCUUUGCCGAACUUGUGUCUGGGCAGGCAUUGUGGCCCGGGAAAUCAGACCUGGACCAAAUCUACUUUAUAAUAAGGACCCUGGGUAAACUUAUCCCAAGACACGAGCAGGUAUUCCAGAGCAAUCAACGUUUCCUGGGUGUAUGUAUACCUGAGGCAGAUCCUGAGGACUUGGAACCUUUAGAAGAGAAGUUUCCAAACUUAAACCCUCAGGCCCUGCUUUUCAUGAAGAAUUGUUUGGAAAUUGAUCCAGCGGUCAGAUGUAACUGUGAAGAGUUGAUUGAAAACCCCUAUUUUGAUAUAUAUCGAGACGAAAAUGAGAAAUCCAAACAGUGGUUUGAUGGCUGGAAUCGAAAAAGGCAGCAGCUUCUGCCUCAGCUCCCUGGUAAUAAUGGUUCUCCAGCACCAGAUCCCAGGAAGCAGGUUCGUCACCAGCAGUAUGAUCACCUGCCCACCAUCUAACAUACCCCAUCACUUCAGAAUGGUCCUGAAGUGAAGGAGAAAUCUCAGUGAAAUGUGGUCACAAGAUUUGUAUAUGACUGAAGUGUCUUUAUGGAUGUUACUUCGUGUUGUGUUAUAUUCUGUAAAUUUGAUUCUUGUAUUUUAAAACAAAGUUUUGUAUUUAGCUCUUGUUUGUGUUUCUUAAACUCAAAAUUUGGUUAUUUUAAACAUGGCAAUAAAAGAGUAAAUUAAAUGCC